This is a messenger RNA of Danaus plexippus (monarch butterfly), 1137 nucleotides long. It is a transcript of the gene Dtwd2, whose product is annotated as tRNA-uridine aminocarboxypropyltransferase 2. The record is from RefSeq and is a predicted model, not a curated record. Bases 305 to 1054 code for a protein of 249 amino acids. The transcript is spliced from 2 exons. Lineage: Eukaryota; Metazoa; Arthropoda; Insecta; Lepidoptera; Nymphalidae.
UUUUCUUCAGUUGUAGAAUUAACUAAUUAGCAAAUUAAAGCGACUUAUUUCAAUAUAUUAAUAUACCUUUUUGCAAGAUAUAUUUUAUUUUCAUUUUAAUAGCGAACACGAGUAAAAUUAUAUUACAAACAUAUAAAUUUACAAUGUGAUAAUGGUAUAGUUUUAAGACAUUGCAUGAAAUCCAGAAAAUGUUAAAAUUUAUAAACUAUUCCAUUGUGAGUUCUAAUAAAGAAUAAUGUACGUUAACGUAUAUUUCAUAUAUAGGAAGUAAUGUGUUCUAAUUCUUAACGCAAUCUUAACAAAAAUGGAUGAAGAAGAAGUUUGGGAGGAUUUGUCUAAUAUACCUGCUGAUCCACCUGUUAUGAGAGAUUUGUGUAUGAAAUGCAAAAGACCUUCAGUAGUGUGUUGGUGCAAAGGUCUUCCCCCAGAGAGGCUGAUUCCUCAAAGCACUGUCAUACUACUACAACAUCCAGGUGAAGAAAAGAGAUGUCUCCGUACCGCUCCCAUGUUGCAACUUGGUUUAGUCGAAAAUAAGUGUCUCAUCUACAAAGGGAAGAAAUUCCCUCAACCCAGACAUGAGAAUCUAGAAAACAUAUUGACUCAACCAAAUACAAUAUUAUUAUAUCCCAGUAAAGCUGCUAUAGAUAUUCAAGAACUUGACAAAGACAUGUCAUCUUACAACUUGGUGAUAAUCGAUGGUACCUGGCCCCAAGCCAAAGCCAUAUAUGCAUCUAGUCCAAUUUUACAUAAUAUAAAACAAGUUAAACUCAUCACUACCAAUACUAGCAACUAUAUAAUAAGGACCCAACCCACAGAAGGUUGUCUGAGUACCUUGGAAACAGCUGCUGAGGCAUUGUCUCAAUUGGAAAAUAACCCACUAUAUAGGGAACAAUUGAAUGGACCCCUGCAUAUGCUCUGCAAAUAUCAAUUGGACAAUGGAGCAGUCACACAUCAGUCCAAGGAGUUUUUAUUAAAAACUAAAACAUAUCCCAAAUUAAUUGGCAAAAGAUUGUCAAAAUUGCUAAGGUCUACAAAUGAUUUUGUCUCAAAUUAAUAUUUUACAAUGUGUAUGUUGUCUGUCACAAUUUUUAUUAUUAUAUGAUAAGUUUUAUAUAAUUAAUAUAAAUUUAAUUCAAA